Lethenteron reissneri (Far Eastern brook lamprey) is the source of this 1280-nucleotide messenger RNA. RefSeq names its product dual specificity protein phosphatase 3-like. Gene Ontology annotation, cellular component: cytoplasm. The record is from RefSeq and is a predicted model, not a curated record. Gene Ontology annotation, biological process: negative regulation of MAPK cascade; protein dephosphorylation. NCBI's taxonomy places the organism in Eukaryota, Metazoa, Chordata, Hyperoartia, Petromyzontiformes, Petromyzontidae. Gene Ontology annotation, molecular function: MAP kinase phosphatase activity; protein tyrosine/serine/threonine phosphatase activity.
AGUUGUAGCAGCAGCAGCAGCAGAAGCAGUGUCAUCACCAGUCGGUGCAGCAGUAGCACCAGCAGAACGAAUAAUUUCAGCAGCACCAACAUCAUCACCAGCAGUUGCAGUUGACACUAGCAGCAGUUCCAUCAGAAUUAACAUCAACACUAGCAGCAGCACCAUCAGAAUUAACAUCAGCACUAGCAGCAGCACCAUCAGAAUUAACAUCAACACUAGCAGCAGCACCAUCAGAAUUAACAUCAACACUAGCAGCAGCAUCAUCAGAAUUAACAUCAACACUAGCAGCAGCACCAUCAGAAUUAACAUCAGCACUAGCAGCAGCACCAUCAGAAUUAACAUCAACACUAGCAGCAGCACCAUCAGAAUUAACAUCAACACUAGCAGCAGCAUCAUCAGAAUUAACAUCAACACUAGCAGCAGCACCAUCAGAAUUAACAUCAGCACUAGCAGCAGCAUCAGCAGCAGUAGCACAGGGAGAGGGGGGGGGAUCAGCUGUGUUCAGCACGCGGGAGGAGGAUGUCCGACUUCAUGGUGAAUGUGCUCAACGAGCUGCUCAUGGACGAGCACGGCCUCUACAGCUUGCCCUGCGACCACUGCAACGAGGUCUUCCCCGGCAUCCUCGUGGGAGACGCUGAGAUCGCACGGAGCGUCAGGAACCUCCAGCGACUGGGCGUGACGCACGUGCUGAACGCGGCCCACGGCACGACGCUGAUGCACGUGGAGACGGGAGCCGAGUUCUACGAGGGGAGCGGCAUCGCGUACCACGGCGUCCCCGCCUGCGACCUCGACUCGUACGACCUGGCCAAGUUCUUCGAGGAAGCGGCCGAGUUCAUCGAGAAGGCGCUCUCGCACCCCAAAGGCCGCGUGCUCGUUCACUGCCGCGAGGGCUACAGCCGCUCUCCCAGCCUCGUCGUCGCCUUCCUCAUGCUGCGACGAGGACGCGACGUGCAGUCGGCGCUGCGCCAGGUGCGCUCCCGACGCGCCAUCGGCCCCAACGACGGAUUCCUGCGCCAGCUGCUCCGCCUCGAGUCCAGGCUGGCCGAGCAGCGCAAAGCGUCGGCGGACUGAGUCCUUCAGCUUGUGGCUGUUGUUGUUGUGGUUGAUGUGGUUGUUGUUGAUGUCGUCGUCGGCGGAUUGACUCCUGCAGCUUGUGGCUGUUGUUGUUGUUGAUGUGGUUGUUGUUGAUGUCGUCGUCGGCGGAUUGACUCCUUCAGCUUGCAGCUGUUGUUGUUGAUGUUGUGGUGGUUCAUCUUCUUGGUUCUUUCGGUAAAGUCACG